AUGCCUCGAACCACCCCCGCUGUCAUCCCCUCUGCCAUCGCCCGCCGGAUCGCCAGCUUCCUCCCCGUGCGGGACCUCCUCGUGUUCGGAUUAGUUUCAAGAUCCGCGUAUGAGGCCACCCUCGAGCCCCGGCUAUGGGUCUCCCUUCUCCAAAAGAUGGGCGUCUGGGACAACGCCGUGGCGCUCAGCAAGGAGACAAUACGAGGGGGCCACUUGGACUACCUCGGGGACCCCCUCACCUGCCUCGACUACGUCUACCGGCUGGCCAAGAACGCCCGGUACCAAGUGCUCAAGAUCCACCGGGCGUUGGGCGUGUACUACUACGACUUGGUGGGCUGCAACAGCUACGACCGGUUGCGGAUUUUCCAGGACUUUCACACACCCGAGGAGCAGAUGCGGAUGUUGAAGAACUUGCAGGCUUACAACAGGGCCGACUUGCUGCCCGAGUCCCGACGCAAUGCCCACGGGAAGCUCUGCGAGUUGCUCGAGAUCUUUGAAAACGCCGUCUUGCGCGAGAUCGAGAUCCAUUUUGACCUCGAGGAGUACCCUACAACUAAACGGUUUGCCGAGAUCCUCGUCGCGUUGGAUAACCAGCUGGUGUUGGUGGACUUUUUCCUCCAGAAGAUGGCCCAGGGAAACAUAGAGGCGCAGGACGUGGACACGCUAGUUGCUGCGCUCACGCUGGAGUUUCGGAGGCACUCGCAUAUUGUCCACGCAGCGUUCCCCGCUGACCUCUCCAUGAUGUACAAGGUCUGCGAGGAGCUCAUGUCGACGCUAGUGGCCACGGCGGUACAGUUGGCGAUCGUGGAGGCCAAGGAACACGGCACCUACCUCUCUGUGGUGCCCCAGUUGUACCACCGGCUCGCCACCACCAUGAUUCCGCAGUUGGCACAGCCGCACGAGUCCUACCAGCGCGAGCUCUUGGACAUGGUGUUUGCUCCGUUUGCCGCAGAGUACAUCCGCGAGCAAGUCUCCAGCGUGAAGGAAAAGGUAAAGAAACCGCCGGUGGUGAGUGUAACCCCAGAGUCUACCAUCCUUUCCAGCCUCAAGAGUGUUUUCCUGGCGCCGGAGGAGACCCCAACACCGCCCGUGGCUCCCGUGGAGCCGUUCACUCCGGAGGCCAUAAUGGGGCUCCUCGACGACGCCAAAACGGCAUUGUCCCGGUUGUCCAACUUCCAGGACUACUCCAUCCACACCCUCCGCAGCGACGCCGCCCAGUCCCAGCAGGAGAUAAUCACCUUUGUCAUGGACACCGUCGGCAGCGACCACUUGCGGCCCGGGUUUGACCGUGCGCUCGCGUUUCUACAAUCGUGCAACCCAAAGUCGCCCACAUACUCCUCGGUGGAGCCCCCGGGACAGCCGUUGGUGUUGUUCUUUGACUUGAUAAACACAGCCGACACCAUCAUCCAAAUGGUGGACCGGUUCUGCAAAGAGGUGUCCCUGACACACAGCGUGCGCAAGUUGGAAGUCCUAGUGGACACAAACGUUGCCGAGGGGCUAAACAUAGGGAUCGAGGUGUUGGUGCAUCAAAUCGAGACCAUCUACACAAAGCGGCUCCACGAUAGCGAAUACGAUCCCGCACUGGGCUCCCCCAGUGUGGGCCCUACCGAGGCAGCGCAAAGGGCAACCGAGGUGCUCUCGCAAAACAUGAACCUCCUCGUGGACAGCGCGGAGGGCUCGGUGGUGGACGUCUUUCAGCAGGAACUAGCCGAGCGGUUCUUCCAAACCGUGGUUAAGGUGUUGAAGGGCCGCACGGUGUCGAUGAUAGGCGCACCAACGUUGAUAGCCGACUUGAACCUCUACUUCGAGGUCGUCAUGGGGAGCAUCCGCAGCAACAAGCGCGUGGUGGCGCCGCUCUUCCUGGCACUAAAACAAAUCGGCAACGUGUACUUGAUCAGCGGCAACGACUCCAAGGCGAUCGGCCGGUUGGUCAGCGACUUGUCCAAGUUCAACGGGAUCUUCAAUCAGGAGGAGAUCUACGAGUUUGUCCAGCGGCGCAAGGACUGGGCGGAUAUACGAAAAGACGUGGAAAAGGUGAUGUACGGGUUUGGCUUGGGCGAUUGUAAGUUUAUGUAA
This is a messenger RNA of Lodderomyces beijingensis, 2076 nucleotides long. The record is from the annotation of a GenBank genome assembly. Lineage: Eukaryota; Fungi; Ascomycota; Pichiomycetes; Serinales; Debaryomycetaceae.